Linum tenue is the source of this 1478-nucleotide messenger RNA. Lineage: Eukaryota; Viridiplantae; Streptophyta; Magnoliopsida; Malpighiales; Linaceae. The record is from the annotation of a GenBank genome assembly.
AGUGGAAACUGCAUUACAAUUUACAACACACCCACAAACAUGAAUGUAGAGGAAGUCUUCCACAUGAACGGAGGCGAUGGCGCCAACAGCUACGCCAAGAACUCUCAUUUCCAGAAGAAGGCUUCUGAGAUGGUGAAGCACAUAACGAUCCAGACGAUCCAACAAGCCUACCUCUCGAUCCGGCCCAAUAGCUUCGGGAUAGCCGAUUUGGGCUGCUCCUCCGGCCCCAAUACGCUCUCCAUCGUCACAGAUUUGGUGGAAGCCCUCACCCGUGAAAUCACCCCGCCGCCGGCCGAGAUCCGCGUCUGCCUCAACGAUCUCCCGACUAACGACUUCAAUUCCAUUUUCAGAUCCCUCCCGGACCUCUACCGUCAACUUCGCAAGGCCGGAACCGACGGCGUCGCCGGUGGGUCGUCGACCGUUUUCGUUUCUGCUCAUCCGGGGUCGUUUUACGGAAGGGUUUUCCCCACUUCUUCCCUCCAAUUCGUUUACUCUUCGUACAGCCUUCACUGGCUAUCCAGGGUGCGAGUUAUGCAGAAAUCAUCAUAAAGCCCUCAUCUUUUCCCCCACUUCCUCUGUUUUCGCCUUUCAGUCUGAUUUUGGUUCUGAACUACACUGCCAAAAUUCUGCCCGCAGAUACCUCCAGGGUUGUAUGAUGAACAAGGGAAAUCAAUCAACAAAGGGAAAGUCUACAUUGCUGAAUCCAGUCCACCGAGUGUAUCCAAUGCGUACAUAGAUCAAUUCAAGGAGGAUUUCGCUUUGUUCCUCAGGUCGCGAGCAGAGGAGCUUGAUGCCCAUGGGAGAAUGGUGCUGAUCUUGACCGGGAGAAUCGGUCAUGACCAUGUGGAUAGAGGGAAUUCGUUGUUAUGGGAGCUGCUCUCUAGAUCUUUAGCCAUUUUAGCUGCUCAGGGGGCUAUUGAGGAAGGGAAACUUGAUUCCUAUGAUGUGCAUUUCUAUGCACCAUGUAGGGGUGAGAUUGAAGCUGAGAUCAGGAGAGAUGGUUGGUUUCAGUUGGAGAGGUUCGAGACAUUUGGGAUGGAAGUGAAAUUUGAUGAGGCUAAAGAGAGCUUUGGCAGAGAAGUUGCGAGGACUGUUAGGAGUGUACAGGAAUCGAUGUUGGGACACCAUUUUGGGGAAGGUUUGAGCUUGGACAGUUUGUUUGACAUCUUUGCUAGAUUGGUGGAUGAAGAAAUGGCCAUUCAGGAAAUCCAGCCUGCUAAUUUCAUCCUUGUUCUUAGAAAACUAUGAAAGCUGAUUCUCUGGUGAUCAAUAAUAAAUUAUGGUCCCAGUAAUCUUGAAUGGUUGCGGUAGUUUAUUGCAUUGGGGUGGGUGGUAGCAAAGCUCUCUUUUAAGUCGUUUUCUGUUUUCAUUUAUCUGGAAUCAUAUAAGUACACUUUAUGCCCAUCAAUCUUGUAAACUAUGUGCGGUUCAUAGAUUAGUAGAUAUUAUAUGAAUUAAUAAUUUGGAUUUGUGCUGAU